This is a messenger RNA of Planococcus citri (citrus mealybug), 3535 nucleotides long. RefSeq lists its product as uncharacterized. The record is from RefSeq and is a predicted model, not a curated record. The transcript has 2 exons. Gene Ontology annotation, cellular component: RNA polymerase II transcription regulator complex. Gene Ontology annotation, biological process: positive regulation of transcription by RNA polymerase II. Gene Ontology annotation, molecular function: transcription coactivator activity. Bases 260 to 3319 code for a protein of 1019 amino acids. NCBI's taxonomy places the organism in Eukaryota, Metazoa, Arthropoda, Insecta, Hemiptera, Pseudococcidae.
AGACUUAUUCCAGCUAUCAUCUGCUAUCUCUUCAGUUUAUGUGUAUACCUUUCAGACUCCACUUACAUUUUCACAACGUGCCGAACCAGUUACGAAGUGUUCGAAGCGUGUUUCGUAUCCGUGACAUGUGACUGAGUUCGCGGUUUAGUUAACGCGAUAGUUUUAAGUUUAUUAUUAUUUUUUAAAAAAAUUCUUCAUGUUGAUGUGCUAGUGAAUUGUUUUUCCUGCCAAACAAACGUCCAAAGGAUAACCAUCCAAAAUGGAAAUUUUUUACAAGCUGUUCAUGAUCGGAAUAUUAUGCACGACGAUAUUGAGAACAAAUUACGCGGACGAAUCGGUAUCGAUAAGAUACAGAAGAGAACCGCCACCAAUUCGGCCGCCAAAGCCUCGACCGGGUUAUGGACCUCCGCCAAGACCUAGUUAUGGUCCGCCAAAGAAACCAAGACCCGUAUACGGGCCUCCACCUAGACCGAUGUACGGACCACCGAAAAGUUCGCCACCAAAACCAGUUUAUGGUCCACCACCAAGACCAGUAUAUGGACCUCCACCAUCACCACCUUCAUCUUCGUACGGCGUGCCUUCGUCGUCUUAUGGUGCUCCACCACCGUCAACUAAAUACGGAGCACCUCCGUCAUCUAGACCGCCAUCUAGCUCGUACGGCGCUCCUCCGCCAUCAUCAUCAUAUGGGGCUCCGCCACCAUCAAGUUCGUACGGUGCACCACCACCUUCGAAUUCUUACGGAGCGCCACCGCCAUCAAGUUCCUAUGGUGCUCCUUCGCCGCCAUCUAGCUCAUACGGCGUUCCUUCAUCUAGUUCUUUUGGUGGUGGAAGCUUAUUUGGUGCUCUUUCACCGCCAUCUAAUUCAUAUGGAGCACCUCCCCCGUCUAGUUCAUAUGGGGCGCCUUCACCACCAUCCAGUUCAUAUGGAGCUCCUUCAGUGCCAUCUGGAUCAUAUGGUGCUCCAUCACCGCCAUCUAGUUCAUACGGUGCUCCUUCUCCACCAUCUAGCUCGUAUGGUGCUCCUUCUCCACCAUCUGGCUCGUACGGUGCUCCUUCACCACCAUCUAGCUCGUAUGGUGCUCCUUCGCCACCAUCUGGCUCAUAUGGUCCACCUUCACCACCAUCUGGCUCAUAUGGCGCUCCUUCUCCGCCAUCUAAUUCAUAUGGAGCUCCUCCCUCUCCGCCAUCUAGUUCAUAUGGUGCUCCACAAGCACCGCCAUCCAAUUCAUAUGGAGCUCCUCCUUCUCCGCCAUCUAGUUCAUAUGGUGCUCCUUCACCGCCAUCCAGUUCAUAUGGCGCACCUCAACCACCACCAUCUAGCUCAUAUGGUGCACCUUCGUCAUCAAAUUCAUUUGUACCAUCACCACCAUCCGGCUCAUACGGAGCGCCGUCCAUAUCUAGUUCAUUUACACCCUCACAGCCAUCUGGCUCAUAUGGUGCUCCACAAGGACCGCCAUCCAAUUCGUAUGGAGCGCCUCCUUCUCCAUCCUUUGCCUCACCACCUUCUACAUCGUACGGUGUGCCAGCAUCUCCUUCAUUUAGUCCACCUUCGUCAACUUACGGUGCACCAUCGAGCUCGAGUUCCUUCAGUUCCAGCGGGCUAGAUACAUUGCUUUCAUUAAUACCUCCUAGUUCCUUUAAUUCACCAUCACCAUCUUACCAAGCUCCAAGUAACUCGUUCAAUCCGCCUUCGUCUUCGUACGGAGCACCAUCUCAAGGUUCCUUCAAUCCGCCAAGUACAUCUUACGGAGCUCCAGCCAAUGCUCCAUCUUCCUCCUAUGGAGCUCCUUCUUCGAAUUCAUUCAGCCAGCCAACCUCGUCAUACGGAGCUCCGCCAGCUGGUUCUUCUUCAUAUACCACUUUUAAUGUUCCUUCUAGCGCGUAUGGAGCACCUUCGCCAGGCUCUUCAUCGCAACGAGGCAAUGGCUCGCCUUCUUCUUCAUUUGGAGCUCCAUCAUCAAAUGGAGGUAAGAAUUCAAUAUCUAAUUCUUACAAUGCACCAUCUGCUCCCUCUUUUGGAGCACCCACUGCACCUUCGUCUUCUUACGGAGCACCAAGUCCUCCUUCUUCAUCUUACGGAGCUCCAGCUCCAAAUCCCCCCUCUUCAUCCUACGGCGCACCCAGUAGCAACCCACCAUCACCAACAUACGGUGCGCCUUCACCGUCAUUCGGCGGAAGCCCAAGUGCACCUCCCUCGACGUACGGUGUACCUUCGCCAAGUUUUGGAGGCGGUAGCCCUCCUUCUACGUCUUAUGGAACACCUUCGUUUGACUCGGAAAGUCCUUCGUUUGGAUCUCCACCUUCGUCAUCCUACGGAGCUCCUAGUCCACCUUCCUCAACGUAUGGAGCACCAUCGAACUCAUUCGGUUCAUCAAAUGUGCCAGGAUCGUCUUAUAACGUUCCAAGCUUUGGAUCGUCAGUGCCAUCAGUUCCUUCGAACUCAUAUAUCCCUGCCAGUCCGUCUGUUUCCUAUAGUCCACCUCAAGGUUCUCAACAAAUAGCUAGUUUUUCAUUCUCAAUACCAUCGCAGUCGUAUGGCUCGCCGAAGAUUGAUUUCGGUAGUUCCAGUUUCGACUCUGCCAAGGAUGGUAGUUCGUCAUCGUACAGUAUUUAUAAGGACGAUAAAGACAGCUUAGAUACGAACGAGCUAAAAGACUCGUACGGAGUACCAAUCCGGCCAAGUAUAUCUGAUCUCUUUUACGAAUCUUCCAAUCAAGAGCCAACAUAUCAAACAGAGAAAAUUCAGCAAGCGUUAUACAACAAAGUAGCAUCCAGAUUACAAGCUGAUCAAUUAUCUGAAGGUUCCGAAGAUCAAAAAUCAAUCGUGGUUAAAAAUACGGACGAGAAACCCAAAUCAAAUCCUAAAACACAAUCCAAAGGUACCACAAGCAACACCACUACCACAUUAUAUCCUAUAAUGAACGAUAAACUCUCGGCUUAUUUAAAAUAUCAUCAUAGUACUUCGACAACCGCACGACCUGUAGAUACUGGAUCGUUUAAACCGCCAACACAAACGUACGGUUUCGAACCGUACGAUGUUAAUAAUUUAAAAAAUCAUAAUUUUGAUAAAGACGACUCAUUUACAAAAAUUUCUUUAACAGAUGAUGAGGAAAAAUACCUAGAUUAUCCUCAAUUCUACGCUUCUCAAUUGAAUAAUUUCGAAAUCAGAAGACAGUCGACUGAUGACGAAGAAUUCGCCGAUAAAUAUUCCAGCCCGUAUCAAGACGAAACGGACGAUAAUACCGGAGUAGGUAAAAUUAGCGAAAAUCGCGAUCAAGACUGGAAUACGUCGAAAUCAUUUAAAGUAAAAAAACAAUAAUCUAGUCCUUAUCUCACCAUUUUAAAACAAACAAAAACCAGUACCAUAUAAUAUAAAUUAUUAACUGUAAAUUUUUAUUUAUUGUAAAAAUUUUGUGUCGAUAUGUUCUUUUUUUGUACAAAUUUUGUAGUAGUAAUAAAUGUAAAUGUUCUUUUUUUAAAAAAACAUUGUACAUAGUUUUGAAUUUUUUUGUUAAUAAUUAUUCUACUUAUUAUA